Messenger RNA from Labeo rohita (rohu), 1676 nucleotides. RefSeq names its product carbohydrate sulfotransferase 10 (gene chst10). Gene Ontology annotation, cellular component: membrane. Gene Ontology annotation, molecular function: sulfotransferase activity. Gene Ontology annotation, biological process: carbohydrate biosynthetic process; proteoglycan biosynthetic process. The transcript has 8 exons. The record is from RefSeq and is a predicted model, not a curated record. Bases 515 to 1612 code for a protein of 365 amino acids. NCBI's taxonomy places the organism in Eukaryota, Metazoa, Chordata, Actinopteri, Cypriniformes, Cyprinidae.
CGCAUCAGCUCCAGCGCGCUCGCUGGCGCACUGCAAUUACGUCAACGGUCAAAUUUGCUCACCUAAUUUUUUUCUCUUUCGCUGUUUAGGCCAUUCACUGUACAGAAUGGGUCAGUUUUAAAUAGUGACUGAUUACGGACGCAGCUAAUGCUUAGCGGAAUACAGCACCCCAGUUAUUGUGGAAACCCCGACAAGAAGAGAUGACAGAAGACACAGACGAUUUACACUGAGAAGGGAUCUAGGAGGCUGAACCCACCUCACUCCAUCACCGUCCCUACAUGGGAUCUGCCCACGGUGCUGAGGGCUCUGCUUCAAAUUCGGGCCCAAAAGUCAUCCUGAAGCCAAAGCUCAGAGCGUCAGAGCACAGGGCAUCCAGUCACAAAACAGAGAGGUGGAUAGUUGAUGCUAUUAUGCUAGCUUACUCUUCCUUGGGACUGCAGUGCUCCAUUGAAAUACGAGUCUAUUCAACCAGAGGCCUCUGUUGUUAGGGAUUUGACAGCCUGUUUGUGUGCCAAUGAUGCGCCGUCAUUGGUUGCUGGUUGGUGCUUGUGGCUGGGUGCUACUUAUCCUUAUGUUCGUCAGCAAGUUCAUCAACUUCAGCUUCAGAGUACCAGACUAUGCUGAAAGGACAGAGAUGUUUGUUUGGACCUUGCCAUCUGUUACAGCAAAACUUACUUCAGUCCAUUGGCCAGACAAGGGAGCAUCACAGCCAUAUAUAUUGUCCUCAGUUGGUCCCUCUGUGGUGGAGCCCAUAGACUGGCAGUCAGUGAAUGAGAAGCGUCUGGAGCUGUUAUCAGCUGUUUGCAGAAAUUCAUCGCUGUGGAACCUCACCCACACGACUGUGAGCAAAUUUGUCUUGGACCGCAUUUUUGUGUGUGACAAACACAAAAUACUCUUCUGUCAGACACCCAAAGUUGGGAAUACACAAUGGAAGAAGGUUCUAAUUGUCCUUAAUGGAAAGUUUUCAAAAGUUGAAGCUAUACCAGAGAACCUGGUUCAUGAUCAUGAAAGAAAUGGUUUACCUCGUCUGUCCUCCAUGACUGACACAGAAAUUCGUCAAAGGUUAAAUUCCUAUUUCAAGUUCUUUAUAGUGAGAGACCCAUUUGAGCGUCUCAUAUCUGCUUUCAAGGACAAGUUUGUGAAGAACCCAAGAUUUGAACCUUGGUACAAACAUAACAUUGCCCCAGCCAUCAUUCGCAAAUAUCGCAAGAAUCACCAUGAUGAUAGUGAAAGUGUGGGUCUUCAAUUUGAAGACUUUGUACGGUACCUGGGUGACAAGUCAGGCCGACAGCGCUUGGACAUGCAGUUUGGUGACCACAUUAUUCAUUGGCUGACGUAUGCUGAGCUGUGUGCUCCUUGUGAUAUUUCCUACAAUGUUGUGGGACACCAUGAGACUCUGGAGCAUGAUGCUCCUUAUAUUCUAAAAGCUGCUGGUAUUGCUGACCUGGUGUCAUACCCCAAUAUUCCACCAGGGAUAACCCACUACAACCGUACCAAGGUGGAACGUUAUUUUACUGGAAUCAGUCAACGAGAUGUUCGCCGGCUCUACGCUCGCUACCAGGGUGACUUCAGCCUGUUUGAUUACCGGAGACCUGCCUUCCUUUUGGACUGAUAUGGAGAUUUCCUGAUAAUCUAUUUUUUAUAGAUCUCAGAAUUGUUUUUUGCUUACUGAAAAA